This is a messenger RNA of Phascolarctos cinereus (koala), 8903 nucleotides long. Lineage: Eukaryota; Metazoa; Chordata; Mammalia; Diprotodontia; Phascolarctidae. The record is from RefSeq and is a predicted model, not a curated record.
AUGGGAGAAAAGGUUCAGGAAGCCUUGAUAAGAAUGACACACUAUUUGGAAACAAGGAGAAAGCCAGGUUCUGGCCUAAACGAUGGACAAUGGCAUGAAGUUCGUUUCCUAGCCAAGGAAAAUUUCGCUGUUCUCACCAUUGAUGGUGAUGAAGCAUCAGCAGUUCGAACUAACAGCCCUCUUCAAGUUAAAACAGGGGAAAAGUAUUUCUUAGGAGGUUUUCUUACACAGAUGAAUACCUCAGAUCACUCUGUACUUCAGGCUUCAUUCCAAGGGUGUAUGCAGCUUAUCCAAGUGGAUGAUCAGCUGGUCAAUUUACAUGAAAUAGAACAAAGAAAGCCUGGUAGCUUCGCUAAUGUCAGUAUUGACAUGUGUGCCAUUAUAGACAGAUGUGUGCCCAAUCACUGUGAGCAUGGUGGUAAAUGCUCCCAAACCUGGGACAGCUUCAAGUGCACUUGUGAUGGGACAGGAUACAGCGGGGCCACCUGCCAUAACUCUAUCUAUGAACUCUCCUGUGAAGCUUAUAAACACCUCGGCAAAACCUCAAAUUUUUACUGGAUCGAUCCUGAUGGCAGUGGGGCUCUGGGACCUCUGAAAGUUUACUGCAACAUGACAGAAGAUAAAGUGUGGUCAACUGUAAAUCAUGACUUGCAGAAGCAGACUCCUGUGGUUGGCUAUGGCCCAGAAAAAUACUCGGUGGUACAGCUCAAUUACAGUGCCUCCAUGGAUCAAAUCACGGCCAUCACCAGCAGCGCAGAGUAUUGUGAGCAGUUCGUCUCCUAUUCCUGCAGGAUGUCAAGGUUGUUGAACACCCCAGAUGGAAGCCCUUACACCUGGUGGGUUGGGAAAGCCAAUGAAAAGCAUUACUACUGGGGUGGUUCCGGACCUGGAAUUCAGAAAUGUGCGUGUGGCAUUGAACGUAACUGUACCGAUUCAAGAUACUACUGUAACUGUGAUGCUGACCACAAACAGUGGAGAAAGGAUGUUGGUUUGUUAUCCUACAAAGAUCAUUUGCCUGUGAGCCAGGUGGUAAUUGGUGACACUGACCGACCUGGAUCUGAAGCCAAACUGACCGUAGGCCCUGUACGCUGCCAAGGAGACCGGAACUACUGGAAUGCUGCUUCAUUCUUUACACCAUCAUCCUACCUUUACUUCUCCACUUUCCAAGGGGAAACAAGUGCUGACAUUUCUUUCUACUUCAAAACUUCAGCUGCUGAUGGAGUGUUUCUGGAGAAUCUGGGGAAUACAGAUUUCAUCAAACUUGAGCUGAAAUCUGCUACCGAAGUGUCCUUCUCCUUUGAUGUUGGAAAUGGGCCAGUGGAGAUUGUCGUUAGGUCUCCCUCCCCACUCAAUGAUGACCAGUGGCACCGGGUCAUUGCUGAGAGAAACGUCAAGCAGGCAAGUCUGCAGGUGGACCAGUUGCCACAGCAGGUGCGAAAGGCUCCUACAGAAGGUCACACACGCCUAGAGCUUUACAGCCAGCUGUAUGUGGGUGCUGCAGGAGGCCAGAGGGGAUUUCUAGGGUGCAUUCGCUCCCUCAGGAUGAAUGGGGUAACUCUUGAUUUGGAAGAAAGAGCAAAAGUUACUCUAGGAGUGAAACCUGGGUGCUCAGGCCAUUGCACCAGCUACGGAAUGUACUGUGAAAAUGGAGGCAAAUGUGUGGAGAAGUAUAAUGGUUAUUCCUGUGAUUGCUCCAAGACUGCCUAUGAUGGACCGUUUUGCAUAAAAGACGUUGGAGCUUUUUUUGAAGAGGGAAUGUGGCUACGGUAUAACUUCCAAGCAGCAGUGGCCAAAGAUGCUACCAGUCGAAGUGGGAACUCGGCUGACUCCCAGAAUGCCACACCAGACCUGGCCAAGGAAGAACUCAGUUUUAGCUUCAGCACCACCAAGGCUCCCUGCAUCCUCCUCUACAUCAGUUCUCACACUACAGACUUCCUGGCCGUUCUGGUUAAACCUUCUGGAAACUUACAGAUUCGAUACAACCUGGGAGGCACCAGAGAACCAUAUAAUAUUGAUGUAGACCACCAAAACAUGGCAAAUGGACAGCCUCACAGUGUUAACAUCACCCGUAAUGAAAAGGACAUAAUUCUCCAGCUUGAUCAUUACUCUCCAGUGAGCUACAGCCUGCCAAGUUCAUCCGACACACUGUUCAAUUCUCCUAAGUCUCUCUUUCUAGGAAAAGUGAUAGAAACAGGGAAGAUUGAUCAAGAGAUACACAAGUACAACACACCGGGAUUCACCGGGUGUCUCUCCAGAGUACAAUUCAACCAGAUUGCUCCUCUCAAGGCAGCCUUGAGACCCACAAACGCCUCUUCUCAAGUCCAUAUUCAAGGGGAGCUGGUGGAGUCCAACUGCGGAGCUUCCCCACUGACCAUCCCACCCAUGUCUGCUGCCACUGAUCCUUGGCACUUAGAUUCAGCCAGUGCUGACUUUCCAUACAAUGCAGGACAAGCUAUAAGAGAUGGAGUUAACAGAAAUUCGGCAAUUAUUGGAGGGGUCAUUGCUGUGGUGAUCUUCACCAUCCUCUGCACCUUAGUGUUCCUCAUUCGCUACAUGUUCCGUCACAAGGGCACCUACCACACCAAUGAAGCCAAGGGAGCAGAGUCUGCUGAGAGUGCCGAUGCCGCCAUCAUGAACCAUGACCCAAACUUCACGGAGACCAUUGAUGAGAGCAAAAAAGAGUGGCUUAUCUGAAGGAGAGAGCUAGGGCUUGGCAAUGGGGCGGGGGGAGGGGAGAGGGAAGGAAAGUGGGGAUACGCAGGGAAGAGGGCACAAGGGGGACCUCAAAGGAGGGGGAAAGCACUCUGCUUCGGACUCUUGAGCACAUCUUUAAAAGAUCAGCACAACGCGGGGAAGCAAGACACAAAAUCCUUGGGACUGGAAAACAAAAAGAUGUUUAAAAAUGAGAACUUUUUAAUAUUCAUUCACAGAUCUGUCUCUCCUUCUGUAUCCAAACAAAACAAUGAGAAGAAAAUGCUUUUAGAGUUUCCACAUUGGUUAAAACCUGUCAGUAAUACCUGUCUUUUUCGUGUGUGUGUUUAGAGGUGUUCUAAAUACCCGUGGCAACAGGGCCCGUUUUCUACAUUUUGAGGAGCCCUUAGAAUUUGAAUAUUUCUGUGUUGAGAACAACUGACAAAUAUACAUAUAUGGCCUCCAAUAAUUCUUUUUUUUUCAUAUAUAGUCAAUUCUUAAUGGAUUAUUGUUGUAUCUAGAGUUUGUUUACAUCACAUUUCAUUUGGCGUCUUGUAAAUUGGGAGUUGUGGGGAAAAGAAAGGGGCAUAGUGAAACAACUCACUUUUUGCCAGUGUCCACAGGGCCAUUGACCUGUGCCCAGACUUUGAGGGCUGUCAUGUGACACAGGCUAUUGAAGGACAAGACUGCACAAUACUUAGCAGUGAUGUAAAACCACGUCAUCAUUGUUACCACUGUUUGGGGGGGGAGGGGAGUAUUCUGAACUAUGAAGUUAUUUUGAUUUUUUCAUUAAGCUCUGAGAAAUAAUGUUGUUCCAAGUACAUAGUCUUAGCUCUAUUCUGUUUCUUUCUCUUUGGCUAUGAAGUCACUUAUGAAUUUAUCCUCCACUCUUCCUGUGAUACAUUGGCAUAUUCUGUAUGUAGGCAUAAGCAUCAGAGUAGGGAAUUAGAGCCAGAUGCUGUGGUUUGUUUGCUUCUAUUUCUUUUAUAGACGGUAGUAAAAGUAGCAAUCCUGUCAUGUUGCAUAGUGAAUGCAUAGAGUAGGUCAUUAUCCUUAAUAGGCCCUUCCUCUUUUGAAGACUCCAGUCUCUCUCUCUUUGCAACAAACACGUGCCCAGAUGGGUAUGCCCUUCCAAUACUCAUCCUAGUAGAUCCUGGUUCCUCUUCGCUAUGAGGGUGAGCCAAUCAUUGAAGUGAAUUUGAGCACAUCUUAAAAAUUCUUUGUUUCAGAAGUAUGAACAAAUACAUCGUCAACUCUGUCUUGAAGAAAAGGCGAGCACCAUGUUUCAUGGUAAGGAAGAUGUGGUGAGUGUGUUUGGAGUCAAAACAAUGUCUAUGAAAAUUCACUUCAGUUAUUGACUCUCUUCCAUACAUAAGAAUCAUUUGGAAAACACCAUCUCCUUUUUAAAGUCGUCCAAGUAAUCUUCUGGCCAAAGCAAACACACUGCCCAGUAGGUAAUUCAGGAAUUAUGCAGGCUCCGAUACGAUUGAACCUAGCAUUUGUCACAAACAUAAUAGCUGGGAGUUCCCAUUCAUGGACUCAGUGGAUAAUUAUUUGGAAUGAGGCAUGAAAGCUAGCUGAUGAUAAGAAGAGCUGUGAUUGGCUAGAACUAAUUACCUUCUGCCUAAUAAAAUUAACCGUUCACCAAAGUUGUAUGGCAAACUAUAAUUACACAUUUUGACUAAGACAUUUACCAUGCAACCAAAAAACAAAAAGUCAUUUAUUUGCGAAGGGUGGCAUAGAACUUAUUUCCAGAACUACAUCCAAACAUCUAGGAUCAUUCUGAUAUAGCCCACCCCCACACAGGCUCUGCUAAUGACAUACACUUCAAAUGUGAAUCACUUAACUAAACCUGUUAAGUGUUUCGCUCUCCUUCCUAAAAGGGGAUGUAAAAAGGUAGAGAAGUACAGAUACUGCUGUUCUGCUGGAUGCUACUACAAAAAAUGCAUAUUGAAAUGUAUUUGGAAAUGGUCACAUGACAACUUUUUCAGAAUACUGGAGUAUUCAUGAAUCCUAAGGUGAUUAUGACCACAUCUUGGGUAGUAGGAUUCAUUUUAUCCAGAGAUGAUAAUCUAAGUUGAAAGAUAGCACAUUACAAGAAUAUAGGUACUAUGUAGUAAAUGUUCCAUUUCGAGUGAUUAAGUAUUAGAAUGUAACCACUUAGAGUUGAUGUGGAUUAUGAAUUUGAAGAAACAUUGAAUGGAGAGAUUUUUUUAAAGGAAUAUUAUUUUUAUUUUAAGUUGCUUCCCUAAGGUACAUCAAGUCUGUCAACUAGGAUUUUGCAUUGUUCACGUAAGAAUCAUAUAAGUACAAUUCAACAAGGAUGAUUAUUUUUCAGUACUCUGUCAAAAGAAUCCAGUAGUUAGAUUCACCAGUGUACUCUUUAGAAAGAUAUCUGCCUACCAUUCUGGGCUGUAUCACUUGGUCCCUUUAAAUCAUGAAAACCACAUUUUAAAAAUAGUCUUAAAUUUUAGAAGUAUUUUAGAAUUUGACUUUUUUUAAGGUAUUAUUUUGCUGAUGACAAAUAGUGUCAGAUAAUAUGCCCCAUGUGAAAAAUAUUUCCAGCAUCUCCUUAGUUAGCUAUAUUCAUCACACACCUUUCACCUAAUUCUCUGCCUCUUUAGGUUUCUCUCCAAGAAGAUUUGGCUGUAAAAAGGCCCAAACCAGUAUCAAAUACCAAAAUAAUUUUCUCAUUUCCCUGACCUCUGCAUAUCUCCUUUUGAUAUCAGCAGGGAGAAAAGAAAAUUCCACCAAUAUCUCCAGAUAUUUUGACCCUGGGGAAAUUGUCAUGAAUCUUAAGUGAACAGGGAAGUUGAAUUCAUCUUCAUCAGCAUCAUCAGUUCACAUUUAUUAAGUAACUGUUUUGCAGAGGAGAUAUAAAGACAGCCAAAACCCAAUUCUCAUAGUUGAGGAAUUUGUAACCUAGUUGGGGACCUAGGGCAUACCCGUAAGAAGCUAAGCAACCACCCAAAGUUAACAUGGUAGGUAAGUGCCAAAUGAAUGGUUAAAAAAAAUCCUUGGUUUCUCAAGGUUGUGGAGUUGAGAACUCCCAACCGUUUUUUUUUUAAAGAUUAUUGUCAAUGAAUUUCCCAUUAACAAUGUGUUGAUUUGGGGGGAAAGGAGGAUGGAGCUCCCUAUUGCCCAUGCACCCUUCAAAAAACAGGAUCCAAUUCUAGUAUCCAACCUCACCUUACCACUUUAUAACCCACAAAACUUACUGAUGUAUGAAAGGUCCCCGCUGACAAAAUUGAAUGGGUUUUUUUUUAAUCAUUUUGCCUAAGAAUACCAUGGCAGAUAACAGAGGCUAUUUAAAGAUUUUUUAAAUGGGGGCUAAUCAUGGGAGUGGGAGAGAAAGGUUCAUGAUAUAUAACCCGAGAAUCUAAGUUUUUAAUAGCUUUGUUUGGUUUAUGCAUGUAAAUCAGUGCCAUUCUAAGGCUAUACCUAUAUAUAGCACAUUCCCUUAAGCCAGAAGUGAUUCAGGUCAACAAGUUGGAACAGAUUUAUUACUCUCCGGUUGAAACUCAUGAUAAUAUUUAAUUCAACGUUUAAGUGUCUCAUUAAGUACAAAGCAACCAUGAAGGAACUUCACUUAAAACCUUCAUCUGUUACUUCCUCCAGUCAUGUAAGUAACCCUGGGCUCUUGAAGGCUGGGCCAGCUAAGUUCAAAUUCUGUCAGGUUCAACCAAGCUUGAAAGGCUCAGACCACAGACCUGAUGAAGAUUCUUCUGAUGGCUGGUCUAGUUAAAUAAAGUGUGAUUCAUCACCAGAAGGGUGGACCAGACUGUGAGGAGUUUUGCUCCCACCACAGCAGCUCGUGAACACCUCUACAAAGGAAAGGCUGCAGUCUGCAUUAGGAGAUAGCUUAAUGACGAAAUUACAGACUUUUUGAAGUAUGUACAAAGGGAAGCAGAAAGAUGUUAUGGAAAGAGUAUUAAGAGGCUAAGGAUCCGAGUUCAAAUACUGCCCAGGCUUACUUUCAAGCAGAUCACUCAAUCUCCUUGGGCCUCAAUUGCUUCCUCUCUAAAAUGAGGUUGGACUAGAUAACCUCUAAGUUCUCUUCUAGCUCUUGAUCUGUAAUCCUCCUGUGCUGAUGGGAAUACAAUUUUUUAUUGUUGCCCUGCAUGUCUUCAAGUUAGCCCAUGAAUUACUCAAAAGAAAAGAAAGUCACUUAGAAAGCAGAGGCUUACUCUGUGGGAAAACUUGCCCAGGAUUGUCCUCCCACUAACACUGAAGGGCUGCAAUCAGCACCUUCAUCAUCACCACCACCAUCACCACCAUCAUCAUCAGCAUGCUUAUCCUUUGCUGGGAUCUCAUCCCCAAGCAUAUGAUGAACAACACCCAACAGGAAGAGGCACUACCGUUCAGGCAUUAACCAAACAGCCCUUGGGAGUUAACUUCUAUUGAGCACCAACUGUCUGCACCCAGAAUGCCUAAUGGGGCCCAUAUAUGGUCCUUGCUGUAGCUAAUCUAGGUCACUAAAUGAGGCAAAAUAAUAUCAGAAGGGGCAGGCAAAGUAACUCAGGAAAGACAACAGAGUGCCAAAAUCCAAACUUUCAGUAGAUCACCAAAACGAAGGAAUAUGCUUCAUUUCCUUUGCCUCAUCUGUUCCAUUCUCUCAUCCCACCAUUUUGUUCUUCCUCUUUCCAAAAUUAGAAACCACUCUUAACAUGCCUAUGUCCAAAUGGACAAGUUAAGCCCUAUUAUCCCCACAAAAGAUUUGGAUUCUAAUUGGAACCUUUUUUUAGGUUGUCCCACCCCUUCUUCAGAGACAUAGCAUUUUCCCAAAUGAAUGCAAUAAUCUGGAAAUUUAAUUGGGUGUUUUUGGUUAGUAGAUUGCAAGUAUACUAGCAACCAGGAAGUUUGUACCAGAUAAAAGCAAACCGUCCAACAGGAACUCAAGUGGCCCCUCAUCCUAACUCUUAAAAACCUUUCCAUGAAAUGUGGAACAAAGCAGAAGGAUAUAUUCCACUGGCUUGGGAUACCAAUAUCACUUAAAUAUCAUUUUCAGUAUUGAAGGCAGCUUUCACACUACCUUCGUCUGGCCCAGCCAAAGGAAGACUGAGAGAAUCCAAAUACCAGCUUCUUCUCUUGUCACCAAUGUGCUGUAUGACCUUGGCCAAGUCUCCAUUCCCAUUUUUGUUUUGUUUUUUAGCUAGAGCAGAUUUUUACCUACCUCCCAAGGGAAUUGUGAGGUGUCCUUGCAUUUUGACUACAAGGCUUUUACAAAUUUCUAGUUAGAGUGCAGGAUAGGCCAAGUGGGAGGCAGCCUCCUCCUUCUCUGGUGAUAGGUCAAAUGGCAACUGAUGGGACAUGGCUAAGCAUCUGCUGAAUAUUGACUCCAAUAAAGAGCACCUGGGCAAAGCUGAGACCGUGCCAAGAUGUCCUCCACAUGAGAGCCAAGGAAUCUUCUAUGAGGUGAAUAAGGCCCUUAACUGAAAACCCAGGCUAGGACUGCUGCUGCUUAUCUUCCCCACUCGUGCCAGGGUCCCUCACUUUAUAUUUGGCUGUCCUGACAUACAACUUUCAGAAGAAUCUAUAUGAAAUAAUGCAACAUUUUAGCUUAGCCUGGAGCCUCUCUGACAUGCAGGGUUAUUUCCAACCAUGCUUGGUAUAUUGCUUUCACAGCCACAGCUAUCUAAGCCGUAUGGAAUUUCAAAACUUUUUAACCAACCAAGCCUGAAGAAAGGGUGCUGACCAUUACUCUUACUUGUCACAGACUGCCAAAGAAUGUGGUAUUUCCAGUUUGACACUUAGGUAAAAGUUCCCCUUAGAAGCGAAUCCACUCAGCUCAUCUACAUCUCAAAACUGACAAAAUCUCAGUUAACCAAUAGAUUACCCAGAAUCUAGCUCUGAGAAAACAGAGAUCUCUUUUCUCAGUUCUACCAAGGUUUCAGCUCAAAGUAUCAUCAUUCCCAAGUUCCAUUUGAUUAGGAAGAUUUUUUUCAUUUUAUUAUUUUGUAAUGAGCAUGGUGACAGCAGGGGUUACAGUUUUGGAAAGCUGAGAAAUUCUAGUUCUGAAAAAAAAGGCAGGCAAUUGAGGGGUUCCAUCCUAGUGAAAUAGCACACAAUUGCACCCUCUAAAAGCAACAGCAUGUAAACUAGAAGGAAAGAAGGACAUUAUGUAUGUUAUAUUAUGCCUGAUAUUCUUUGUGAAUGUCUUUCAUUUUAACUAAGAUUCUAAUAGAAACCAGAUUGAUAAAUAAAAAAUUCAA